AUGUAUGGCAUGAGAAAGAUUGUGCGCUUCUCAGGAUACCGCCACGUCCUGGUUGAUAAUCUAGGCUGCGGUGUUGAGGCCCGAAAGAAGCUUGAUGAACAGAUCAAAUCCGGGGAGCGUUCGUUUUGUGAAGUCUCAGAGGAUAUGUGGGGAUCACUCAGGAUCUCUUUGGAUGAUGGAUUCGAAGUCCUGAAGCAGCUCGAUAUGGACUCUGGAUUUCAGGAAUUUCAUCAGUUCUCCUGUCUUACGCAGAGUUCUAGACACAUUUUUGGGUCCGGAGGAGUCGUCAAAUUUGAAAUUGUCGCGAAUUGUGUGGCAAUUAGCCCUGGAGGACCAAACUGGAAGCCAAUUUGGCGACACGAAUCAGACCUAGGACAUGACAAGGCCCUCUCCGUAAACGAGCGCCGUGCCCAAGAGGUUGAAGACUGCCCAGAAGGAGAGAUUCCUCUUAUUAUUUUCAUUGGCGACGGCGUUUCCGACCUCCCAGCUGCGCGGGAGGCAGAUGUUCUUUUCGCUCGCAAAGGACUGCUCCUGGAAGAAUAUUGCAUCGGCAACAAGAUUCCAUAUGUUUGA
This is a messenger RNA of Aspergillus tanneri, 573 nucleotides long. Its product is annotated as putative 2,3-diketo-5-methylthio-1-phosphopentane phosphatase. NCBI's taxonomy places the organism in Eukaryota, Fungi, Ascomycota, Eurotiomycetes, Eurotiales, Aspergillaceae. Bases 1 to 573 code for a protein of 190 amino acids. The transcript has 4 exons. The record is from RefSeq and is a predicted model, not a curated record.